AUGGCGACGCAAAUGCAGCUUCGUGGCGUGCUCAAGGGGCACGAAAACUGGGUCACGUCCAUCGCGACCCCGUUGGACAACUCUGACAUUUUGUUGUCCUCCUCCCGGGAUAAGACGGUGAUCCUGUGGAACCUCACCCGUGAGGAAGAAAACUACGGCUACCCGCGCCGAUCCCUUCACGGCCACUCGCACUACGUGCAAGAGGUUGUGAUCUCCAGCGACGGCCAAUUCGCCCUCUCGGGCUCCUGGGACGGCACGCUCCGCUUGUGGGACCUCAACACUGGUACCACGACCCGACGCUUCGUUGGCCACACCAAGGACGUCCUUUCCGUGGCCUUCUCCGUUGACAACCGUCAAAUCGUCUCCGGCUCCCGGGACAAGACGAUUAAGCUGUGGAACACGCUCGGUGAGUGCAAGUACACGAUCCAAGACGCCGACGCGCACUCUGAAUGGGUGUCCUGUGUUCGCUUCUCCCCGGUGACCACCAACCCGAUCAUCGUGUCUGGUGGCUGGGACAAGCUCGUGAAGGUCUGGAACCUCACUAACUGCAAGAUUCGCACGAACCUCGUUGGCCACACUGGCUACAUCAACACCGUCACCGUCUCUCCGGACGGUUCCUUGUGCGCCUCCGGUGGGAAGGACGGCGUUGCCAUGCUCUGGGACCUUGGUGAAGGCAAGCGUCUCUACUCCCUCGAUGCUGGUGACAUCAUCUACGGCUUGUGCUUCUCGCCGAACCGCUAUUGGUUGUGCGCGGCGACUGAGUCGUGCGUCAAGAUCUGGGAUCUCGAAUCCAAGUCCAUCGUUGACGAGCUCCGCCCGGAGUUUCCGCCGGUCGGCAAGAAGUCCCAACAACCGUACUGCACGUCCCUCCAAUGGUCUGCGGACGGUUCUACGCUUUACACGGGCUACACCGACAACGUCAUCCGCGUUUGGUCGGUUGGCUCCUCCGGCUUGAUGUAA
Messenger RNA from Ostreococcus tauri, 960 nucleotides. Its product is annotated as G-protein beta WD-40 repeat. Bases 1 to 960 code for a protein of 319 amino acids. Gene Ontology annotation, molecular function: translation regulator activity; protein kinase C binding; ribosome binding. The transcript is spliced from 2 exons. Gene Ontology annotation, biological process: rescue of stalled cytosolic ribosome; positive regulation of protein phosphorylation. Gene Ontology annotation, cellular component: nucleus; cytosol. NCBI's taxonomy places the organism in Eukaryota, Viridiplantae, Chlorophyta, Mamiellophyceae, Mamiellales, Bathycoccaceae. The record is from RefSeq and is a predicted model, not a curated record.